Messenger RNA from Hypomesus transpacificus, 2080 nucleotides. RefSeq names its product E3 ubiquitin-protein ligase TRIM35-like. Gene Ontology annotation, molecular function: protein binding; zinc ion binding. The record is from RefSeq and is a predicted model, not a curated record. Lineage: Eukaryota; Metazoa; Chordata; Actinopteri; Osmeriformes; Osmeridae. The transcript has 6 exons. Bases 245 to 1651 code for a protein of 468 amino acids.
UUCAGUGUUUUUCUGCUCACCAACAGGCACUGAGAUUCACCUUUCUGCUCUGAGAGAAAACUGGACUAAAUCACAACUCACACUGAGAAGAGAAAGAUACUGCCUUUACAACUACAGGAGGAUAUACUGUCAAUUACAGAGACUUUAACUCACUGCUGACCAAAUCGGAAUACGUUUUAAACACUUUCACCCCAAAUUAAACUUUGGACUUUAGUUCCCGAGGAGAGUGUGACUGGGUGAGAAAAUGGCGUCCAGCUCGUCUCUCCCAGAGGAGGAUCUCUCCUGUCCUGUGUGCUGUGACAUCUUUAAAGAUCCUGUCCUCCUGUCAUGUAGCCACAGCUUCUGUAAAACCUGUCUGCAGGAAUACUGGAAGGAAAAGAAAGAAAGAGUUUGUCCAGUUUGCAGAAGAAAAUCAUCAAAGGAUUCCCCUCCCCUCAGCCUGGCUCUGAAGAACCUGUGUGAGUCCUUCUUACAGGAGAGACGUCAGAGAGCUUCAGCAGGGUCUGAGGUGCUCUGCAGUCUGCACAGUGAGAAACUCAAGCUCUACUGUCUGGAUGAUAAACAGCCAGUGUGUUUGGUGUGUCGGGACUCUAAACUACACUCCAACCACAGAUUCAGUCCCAUAGAUGAAGCUGCACAGGAUUACAAGGAGGAACUCCAGCCUGCUCUGAAGUCCUUACAGGAGAAGCUGAAGAUCUUUAAGAAAGUUAAACAAACCUGUAAUCAAACAGCAAAUCACAUUAAGAUCCAGACCCAGCACACAGAGAGGCAGAUUAAGGAGGAGUUUAAGAAGCUUCACCAGUUUCUACAAGAAGAAGAGGAGGCCAGGAUAGCUGCACUGAGGAAGGAGGAGAAGCAGAAGAGUCAGAUGAUGAAGGAGAAGAUUGAGGGUCUGAACAGAGAGAUAUCAACACUUUCACACACAAUCAGAGCCAUAGAGGAGGAGCUGAGAGCUGAAGACAUCUCAUUCCUGCAGAACUACAAGGACACAGUGAAACGAGCUCAGUCCACUCUGCCGAAGCCACAGCUGGUCUCAGGAGCGCUGAUAGACGUGGCCAAACACCUGGGAAACUUUACCUUCCGAGUCUGGGAGAAGAUGCAGGACAUUGUCACAUACACUCCUGUGACUCUGGACCCCAACACUGCCCACCCACACCUCAUCCUGUCUGAGGAUCUGACCAGUGUGAGACUCAGUCAGGAGAGACAGCAGCUUCCUGACAACCCAGAGAGGAUUGAUGACUAUAGAUCGGUCCUGGGCUCUGAGGGCUUUAUCUCAGGGACACACAGCUGGGAUGUUGAGGUUGGAGACAGUACACUCUGGGAACUGGGUGUGGUGGUCCAGAGGAAGGAACGCAUAAAGGAUGGACGCUGGGGAUUCAGGUUCUUUGUUGGUAAAUACAUGGUAGUAACCUCAUCAGGUCCAGACACUGAUCUCACAGUGAGACAGAAACCCCAGAGGAUCAGAGUGCAGCUGGACUGGGACAGAGGAAAGUUGUCAUUCUCUGACCCUGAUAGAAACACACACCUACACACAUUCACACACACCUUCACGGAGAGAGUGUUUCCAUACAUUGUUAAUUGCUGCACCCUCCACCCUCUGAGGAUCUUACCAGUGAAGGCCUCUGUAACAGUAGAACAGCACAGUCAUUAGAGCUGGUUCCACCUCUAUCUGGAACAGUAGAACACCACAUUGGGUGUGUUUACAACCUUCCUGUCAUGAAGGAAAACAACCUCUAACAUGAGCAUCCAGGUACAAAGAACAAAGAUCAACAGUUCCUAAUGAAUUAGUUUGGUGUUUUCAUGUAUUACAGUGUUUGAAUCAGAAGUCACUUAACCUUGCAGAACGAUAUAUAUAUAACGCCUGUUUAUGCUGUAAUGUCCAUUUACUCGAUGACAAAAGCAUUUUGUAUUUUUUUCUACAAAUAUUUGCCAAAUCAAAUGCUUACAGACUGUACUUAAUUGUGAUACAUGUGUACUGUUGAACAUGAAUUUUAUCUGUACUAAGCUUUGGUUUCUUUGUGAGCUCAUAACAAAUUAUAAUCUAUUAAAUUAUGUGAUAGUUUACACUGUUGUUCAUUUA